AAUUAUUCAACUAACUUUCUUCGUAUGAAGGAAAUCCUUUCAUUUCGAUUAGUACGUACAUUUGUAGCAGUUAAACAUAUAAAAGUAUUCUACUGUUACGAUCCUGAGUUACGAAAGAGAAAGGGUGCAAAGUUAAACAUUAUGAUUUUACUGCUUUCCGUGAAAAAUUACUUUCUACGGAUUCUACGGAUUCUACGGAAGAGAAUCUCGUUCCUCGGAGUUCACAAUUUCAUUCAAAAACUUUAUUGCAAACGUUCCCGUGCACGCAAUGCUUGAAUUUUUAAAGCGCGCAAGCGUAGGAGAGCAAUAAAGUUGACAUUAUGGCAAGCUUUGCGCUUCCACGACCAGUCGCAAUUCAGCUCGCGUUCAGAUUUCUUACUAACGGUAGCUUGCACAACGGAUAAGCGCAGCGAGUAUUGCUAAACGAUUGUUAAAGUCUAAUAAAGAAAUGCCGCGUAAUGUACAUAGCCGACACGAUAUCGUAUAUGUCAAGCAACCAACUCGCAAUCUCAUGCUCGCAAUCGGGGUCUGGCCAUUUAGAAGCGAAAAGAGAUCCAUGUUCCAGAAAGUUUACAACUUUUUUUUAAAUUUUAGCUCCAAUUUGCUUUUCGCCUGCGAAAUUAUACCCGGUAUCAUUUAUUUACUACUGGAGGAAUCAAUACGUAUACGACUUCAGUUGAUCCCUCUUCUCCUCUACGUAUUUUUGUGUGCCUUUCAAUAUGAUAUUAUUUUAUCUCGCAAUGAUAACAUUCGACAAUGCUGGAAGCAUGUCGAGGAAGAUUGGCGGAAUGCUUUCGGUACGGACGAUCGAAAUAUCAUGUUCAGAUGCGCGAAAGCUGCGAGGCUUCUAAUCUUGAUCUGUGGUGUCGUGAUGUACAGUGGUGUAGCUAUGUAUCGAAUAAUCUUGCCAUUGUCGCGAGGAGACAUUGUCACGAAUCAGAAUGUCACGAUCAGACCCUUGGCCUGUCCUGUGAAUUUCUUAUUUAUUGACGUGCAAACUAGCCCUUUUUACGAGAUAGUAUUUACGUUUCAAUCUCUAACGGGACUCCUUAUAGUUUCGAUUACGACGAGCACGUACGGUCUUCUAGCAUAUUUUGUGGAACAUGCCAGUGGUCAAAUGAAGAUCUUGAUCUGCUUAAUGAAGAAUCUCGUCCAAGAACAGUGGCAGAAGGAGGAAGAAGUGGAUAAGAAGUUAAGUGAAGUGGUUGAACAUCAAGUAAGAGUGCAUAGUUUUCUGCAGAUGGUGCAAUACACCAUGCAGGAAAUAUGUUUGGCAGAAAUAAUGGUGGAUACUUUAACCAUCUGCCUUUUGCUGUAUUUUGCAAUAUUGGUUCGUAUACGUUUACAAGAUUGGGAUACCAGCAAUCCUGGGAUUGUAUGCUCUUAUGCGUGCAGUAUUAUAAACAUCAUAAUUCAUAUAUUUCUCUUUUGCUAUACUGGUGAACAACUGAAUGAUCAGGCGGAGAAAGUAGCGAUUGAAACCCGUGAGCUCGAGUGGUAUCAUCUUCCGGAGAAAAAAAUGCGCAGCGUCAUUUUACUGAUGAUAAUGUCCAAUUAUCCACCAAAGAUCUCUGCUUGUAAGAUCGUGGAGCUGUCAUUGAAAACGUUUGGUGAUGUAAGGGAACACUUUCAAAUAUUAGAUCGUUAUCCAGAACAAAGCGAGGAUUAUCGAAGUGAUUAAUAAGUUAAAUGAA
This is a messenger RNA of Harpegnathos saltator (Jerdon's jumping ant), 1694 nucleotides long. Its product is annotated as odorant receptor 4-like. The coding region runs from base 449 to 1681 and encodes 410 amino acids. Gene Ontology annotation, biological process: sensory perception of smell; detection of chemical stimulus involved in sensory perception of smell. The record is from RefSeq and is a predicted model, not a curated record. The transcript is spliced from 4 exons. Gene Ontology annotation, molecular function: odorant binding; olfactory receptor activity. NCBI's taxonomy places the organism in Eukaryota, Metazoa, Arthropoda, Insecta, Hymenoptera, Formicidae. Gene Ontology annotation, cellular component: plasma membrane.